Messenger RNA from Plectropomus leopardus (leopard coralgrouper), 2688 nucleotides. It is a transcript of the gene smyd5, whose product is annotated as SMYD family member 5. The record is from RefSeq and is a predicted model, not a curated record. Gene Ontology annotation, biological process: negative regulation of gene expression, epigenetic. Gene Ontology annotation, molecular function: protein binding; histone H4K20 methyltransferase activity. NCBI's taxonomy places the organism in Eukaryota, Metazoa, Chordata, Actinopteri, Perciformes, Serranidae.
AUGGCGGCUCCCCUGGAUGACAUGUUUUCCUUCUGCGUGGAUCCCGGCAAAGUUGCCGGCUGCGUGGAUGUCCGAUUUAUAGACAAUGUUAAGGGCAAAGGUCUCUUCGCCAAAAGGAGCAUCAAGAAGGGGGACACCAUUUUCCUUGAGCGACCUCUGGUCUCCGCCCAGUUCCUGUGGAACGCUCUGUAUAAAUAUAAAGCCUGCGAGUACUGCUUACGAGCUCUGGAGACUGCAGAGGAGAAUGCGAGGAGACUCAGCGGCAUCCCCGGACUCAGCCUCCCUCACCCCGAGCUCUGCCGUGUUCGACCGGAGCUGCACCAGGGCUGCCCUCACUGCCAGGUGAUGUACUGUAGCAGCGAGUGUCGCCAGGCUGCAGCAGAUCAGUACCACAGGGUUCUGUGUUUGGGUCCCUCUGAGACCGAUCCAGACCAUCCCAUCAACAAGCUUAAAGACGCGUGGAGGAGUGUGCAUUAUCCCCCAGAGACCUCCAGCAUCAUGCUGAUGGCCAGAAUGGUCGCUUCAGUCAAACAGGCCAAAGACAAAGCACACUGGCAGAAGCUGUUUUCACACUUCUGCAGCCGGACAGGUAACGAGGAGGAGGAGAUCGCCCACAAGCUCCUGGGAGAGAAGUUCAGAGGGCAGCUGGCCUUGUUACACAGCCUUUUCAAAGCAGCACUUUAUGAUGAUCACCUGAGUCGGUGGUUUGUCCCUGAGGGUUUCCGCUCUCUGUUCGCUCUCGUGGGAACCAACGGACAAGGCAUCGGCACCAGCUCCUUGAGUCAGUGGGUUCAUGCCUGUGAUGCACUUGAGCUUCCCGCCCAGCAGAAGGAGCAAUUGGACUCUUUUAUUGACCAGCUAUACAAGGACAUUGAAAAAGAAACGGGAGACUUUCUGAACUGUGAGGGCUCUGGACUGUUUCUGCUUCAAAGCUCAUGUAACCACAGCUGCAUACCCAACGCAGAGGCGUCCUUCCCUGACAACAAUUUCCUGCUUCAGCUCAGUGCCCUUAGUGACAUCAACCCAGGAGAGGAGAUCUGCAUCAGUUAUUUGGACUGCUGUCAGCGAGACCGAAGCCGUCAUAGCAGACACAAAAUUCUGAGGGAGAACUACCUGUUUGUCUGCUCAUGUCCAAAGUGCGUCUCCCAGAUGGAUGAGCUGGACGUGACAUCAGAAGAGGAAGAGGAAGAAGAAGGCGAGGCAGAAGGUGAAACAGAGGGGGAUGAGAUGGAAGAUGAGAUGACAGAUGUCUGAUGAAAGACUUACCCAUAUUGUUCUCAGCCGUUUCCCUUUCCUGCCGCCACGCCAAGCAGCCAUGAAGCCCAGAGGAACAAAGACCAGUUCAAACCACGAGCCGGAUGUCACCAGAACUGUCGAGAUGUGUGGAAAAAAAAGUCUUAUUAGCAAUGCAUUUCAUUCAUUCUGUGUCCACUUUUCACCCACAGAGCACUACAGUAUUAGGACGGUUUCUGCUUCAGCACGCUGGAGGAGUUACAAAGAACAAAAACUUCCAGACUGUCAUAGUUUUCAGGUAAACAGUAAAGCACUGUUGUGCCUUUUUACACUUCGAAGACUAUGUAUAAAAAGUGCUGACAUUCCUAAAGAAUUCAUCAAAUGUUAAUGUGAACAGCUUUAAAAAUCCACAAUAAUAAAAAAAACAUUCUGAUCACUGGGUUAUUGUAAUAUUUCACAUCAGCUUAAUGUUUGGGUGACCAAACACCCUCCGUAAAUCUUUCUCACCUUGCUCCUGUACAUUGUGACAUCACCACUGGGUGUGGUUGGGGGUGCUGUAGAGCACAUUUCUGACUAAACAUUGAAACUUGUAUCUACAGAGGGCAAGUAAACAUGCCUACUGCUGCAAGCAACACUGAUGAGGUGAGAAUGAAUUGAAAUGGUAUAGUUCGAGGCCAAAAACAAAGACAAAAAAAGAGCUAAACGUUCCCAAAAAGCUCCAAUGAGUUGAGGGGAACUGCAGCUUUAAAUUCAAUCUGACAGUCAGUAUUUCAUCCUCACAGUUAUUGUAUCGUUUGAUCCAAUGUGCUGAAGUACAGAACCCAAACAGAGCUAUCCUAAUACAUAAUUACUCUGUGUCUGACCUCUAAGUCCACUAAAUUCAACCCAGAAGAACUGUUAUCAUUUCAAGGCAGUGAUUAAGAAAGGCCAAUUGGUUCUCAGGUGUUUUCUCCUUUUAAGAAGUUUCUUACAUGACUAUGCAUUCCUGUAUUGAAGAGGCUUUUAUUUAUGUCCCGUAGUAAUUACAGUCUUGUCAUACGGGAGGCAUCCAGCCAAUGAAAUAUAGUUCAGUUUUCUCUCCAUGAUCUAUUGGUUCAAGUUAAACAUUUUUUAAUGUAUUAUGGAGACCUUGAGUGGAAAAUUGCUUUGUCAGUAACUGUUUGCCCUUUGUUGAGAACUGUAUUUCAAACCACAGUUCCACAUGAAUGAAAAUGCUGCAGCCCACACAUGAAUCAAUAUUACAGCGUCUGUAAUCACAAAUCCCAAUAUUUUCAGUUACUCGACAAAGAUUGGAAAUAUUGAAUGAGUUAUCACAAUUUUCUCAGUGGGCAUUCAGUGCAAUGGCACAGGAGAAUGAGUAAGUCACACGAAUAUGAUUUAAAUAUUGUAACGGUACCAAACAGGAGCCAAGCAGUUGUGGUUUUUACUAUACUGGCAUAAACCAUUGAAAUUGGA